Botrytis sinoallii is the source of this 1248-nucleotide messenger RNA. RefSeq lists its product as uncharacterized. The transcript has 4 exons. Gene Ontology annotation, cellular component: actin cortical patch. NCBI's taxonomy places the organism in Eukaryota, Fungi, Ascomycota, Leotiomycetes, Helotiales, Sclerotiniaceae. Gene Ontology annotation, molecular function: phosphatidylinositol binding; actin filament binding. The coding region runs from base 1 to 1248 and encodes 415 amino acids. The record is from RefSeq and is a predicted model, not a curated record. Gene Ontology annotation, biological process: actin filament bundle assembly; actin cortical patch localization.
AUGCCUUUAGGAAUCAAUAAUCCGCUUCCUUCGUCUAUGGCGUGUAGAAUAUCCAAGCUGACAUCUAUUCUUUUACCAGCGGAAUGCAAAAAGUGUGGAAAGAUUUUGUCCUCAUUUAUUGAUCCACGACAAGCUUUCGGACCAGAUAAGAUUAUUCCACCACAUGUUCUCGCGCAAGCAAAGGGCCUCGCAAUCGUUACAGUUCUUAAAGCUGGUUUUAUCGGUUCCGGUCGUUACGGUAAUGGUGUCGUUAUAGCUCGUCUUUCCGAUGGUUCUUGGUCCGCACCCUCGGCAAUUGGUAUCGGUGGCGGCGGAGUGGGUGGACAAAUCGGUUUCGAGCUUACAGAUUUCGUUUUCAUUCUCAAUGAUGCUGCAGCCGUGCGCACCUUCUCUCAAGCUGGUUCUCUUACAUUGGGUGGAAAUGUCAGUAUUGCCGCUGGACCAAUAGGACGAAAUGCCGAGGCAGCCGGAGCUGCCAGUAUGAAGGGUGUAGCUGGUGUUUUCAGUUAUUCCAAGACCAAGGGACUCUUUGCUGGUGUCAGUCUCGAGGGAAGUGCAAUUAUCGAGCGAAGAGAUGCGAAUGAGAAAUUGUAUGGAAGAAGAUUUACAGCCGCUGAAUUACUUGGAGGCGCAGUCCGAGCACCACCAGCAGCGCAACCUCUUAUGAAUGUGUUGAACUCGAGAGCUUUCGCGGGCCAGAAUCCCGAUGAUGGAAUUUAUAACGAUAGCCCUGUUUAUGACGAACGACACGAUGAUGUAGUUUGGGAAGGCAGGAGAGGAAGUGCAUUUGGAGAAGGUACACAGAGAGAUCGAGGCGCAAGCUUAGGACAUAGUGACGAUUACGUCAAUCCAAAUCGUCCUCAAAGAGCAAGUACAUGGGCCGAUGAUAUUUACGACAGACCAACCAACGGAAGCAGGGCUAGAUCUGGUAGCGGAUUUGAUGAUGAUUAUGUGUAUUCUGAUAGUCCCCGUGCAGCUCCAAGUCAAUUUGGCGGUAGUGGAAAACCAGGACCAGGUAGACCUGCCGCGCCGAAACCAAAAUUUCAACCAAAGACAGCUAGUUUGAGAAGCAAUGAGGCGGUUGCGCAAUUUACAUUUGAUGCAGAUCAGCCAGGAGAUUUGGGAUUCAAGAAGGGAGAUGUUAUUACGGUAACAAAGAAGACUGAGAGUACUGAGGAUUGGUGGACUGGUACCCUCAACGGACGAUCAGGCAUCUUCCCCUCGAAUUAUGUCAAGAUGAGGGAAUAA